GCUGAAACUUCAAAAUGCUAGAGGGAUCUCUAAGUGCCGCAACCGAGUGGCAUUCCACCAUCCAAAGAACAUACGUGUGCCAAUUCCAGCCAAUCCUCUGUCCCGACAAAAGUUGUGGACGCAGAGAGAAAACCCAGCUCGCACGUGCCAGUUUACAUUUCUAAUCCUCUUCUUUCCAUCUUUCCUCAUCCUACACUUCUCUGUACACACUGUAAUGGCACUCACUUUUAUCUCCCCAAUAUCCAUAAAACCUCUGAACCUCUCUUCUUCCUCUAGCCGUUCUAGUUCAAAGGCUUCAAAUCCUCUGCAAUCUAUCUCAAGGCCCCUUGCCAUAAUCUGUGGUAGGAUAGACCCGGAAAGAGAGGAUCACUGGCAGAGAUCCAAGAAAUGGCAGACAUUUGUUUCGACAGCACUGGCAGCUGCAGUUCUUGGCUUUAGCUCCAACCCAGCGGCUCUUGCCGAACUCAAUAAGUACGAAGCAGAAACGCGAGGUGAAUUUGGGAUAGGAUCAGCAGCUCAAUUUGGCUCUGCAGAUCUCAGGAAAGCAAUGCAUGUCAAUGAAAAUUUCAGAAGAGCAAAUUUCACAUCUGCCGACAUGAGAGAAUCCAAUUUCAGUGGCUCAACAUUCAAUGGUGCAUACCUCGAGAAAGCUGUUGCGUACAAGGCAAAUUUUACAGGUGCGGAUUUAAGCGACACAUUGAUGGAUCGCAUGGUUCUCAACGAAGCUAACCUCACAAAUGCCGUGCUGGCUAGAACUGUUCUCACUCGGAGCGAUCUCGGUGGAGCCCUAAUCGAAGGCGCCGACUUCAGUGACGCUGUGUUGGACCUUCCGCAGAAGCAGGCUUUGUGCAAGUAUGCGAGUGGGACGAAUCCAACGACAGGGGUGAGCACGAGAGCAAGCCUAGGGUGCGGCAAUAGCAGGCGAAAUGCAUAUGGCACCCCAUCUUCCCCAUUGUUGAGUGCUCCACCCCAACGCCUGCUUGAUCGUGAUGGAUUCUGUGAUGAGAGCACUGGUCUUUGUGGUUCCAAAUAGUUUUGUUUUUAAUUCCGUUUUUAGACUGAUUAAUAUUUUAAAUACAUACAUUAACUCCAAAACCAAAUUUAAAACAUUGUAUGCAUAUAUAUCUCAGUGUAUGUACUUGUGUGUGCAAGGAUUAAAAAAAAAAAUUCACGACUGAUGUGGUCAUUUCACGUUGA
Malania oleifera is the source of this 1197-nucleotide messenger RNA. Its product is annotated as thylakoid lumenal protein TL20.3, chloroplastic. NCBI's taxonomy places the organism in Eukaryota, Viridiplantae, Streptophyta, Magnoliopsida, Santalales, Ximeniaceae. The record is from RefSeq and is a predicted model, not a curated record. Bases 215 to 1033 code for a protein of 272 amino acids. The transcript has 7 exons.